ACAGCGCCCGGGGCUCUCCAGGGAAUCGCUCUGCUCCCGAGGGAACAUGGCAAAGAGGGUGGCCGUGGUGCUGGCUGGCUGCGGGGUGUUCGAUGGCAGCGAGAUCCACGAGGCUUCGGCAGUGCUGGUGCAUCUCAGCCGGGAGGGGGCUCAGGCCGAGGUUUAUGCCCCCAACAUCCCCCAGAUGCACGUGGUGGACCACGUGAAGGGACAGCCGACGCAGGAGCAGCGCAAUGUCCUGGUGGAAAGCGCCAGGAUAGCCAGGGGCAACGUCAAGGACCUGGCCACGCUGGAUGUCAAGGGGCUGGAUGCCCUCAUCAUUCCAGGUGGCUUCGGGGUGGCAAAGAACUUGAGCACUUGGGCCACCCAGGGCAAGAACUGCAGCAUCUCCAAGGAGGUGGAGGGCGCGCUGAGGGCGUUCCACGCUGCCCGCAAACCCAUCGGGCUCUGCUGCAUCUCCCCGGUGCUGGCAGCCAAAAUGUUCCCGGGCUGCGAGGUGACCGUGGGGCACGACACGGAGUGUGAGCAGUGGCCUUACGCCAAGACAGCUGAGGCCAUGAAGGAGCUGGGCUGCAGGCACGUGAACAGCAAGGUCACCGAGGUGCACGUGGACACCAGGAACCGGCUGGUGAGCACCAGCGCCUUCAUGUGCAACGCCCCCAUCCACGACGUCCACGACGGCAUCGGGAAAAUGGUGCGGGAAGUGCUCAGGCUGGCCUGAACUCCCCCAGGCACACGGCUCCUCUGUGGAUGACAUCCUUCCCACGGCAGCAGGGAAAGGGACAGCCAGCAGCUCUGUCCCCACACCUCUGGUGGCUGCUGAGGAGGGAGAGCCUUGCAGAAGUUGUGUUCUGCUGAGGGCACAUCACCCAUUGGUGGGAG
Pseudopodoces humilis (Tibetan ground-tit) is the source of this 882-nucleotide messenger RNA. RefSeq names its product putative glutamine amidotransferase-like class 1 domain-containing protein 3B, mitochondrial. NCBI's taxonomy places the organism in Eukaryota, Metazoa, Chordata, Aves, Passeriformes, Paridae. The record is from RefSeq and is a predicted model, not a curated record.